Sus scrofa (pig) is the source of this 4284-nucleotide messenger RNA. It is a transcript of the gene ANKRD34A, whose product is annotated as ankyrin repeat domain 34A. Gene Ontology annotation, molecular function: protein binding. NCBI's taxonomy places the organism in Eukaryota, Metazoa, Chordata, Mammalia, Artiodactyla, Suidae. The record is from RefSeq and is a predicted model, not a curated record.
CAUGUCUGUGAGAAGAUGCAAAGAGGGUUUAGGGAGGAAAGGAUUAGGAAUCAGAUAAUCAGAGCUGAGGAAGCUGGGCAGGUGCCUAGUGUUUCCUGCAUUUCCCACUGCCUUCCAGCUCCUCUGGUAAAAUGGGGCACAGUGGGAGGAGGAGCCCCACUUACACACACACCCACCCCCAGAAACAGAGAGAGUUCAGAGUAGAGAUAGAAUCUAGUCAAGAAUAAUAACCUAGAUGUCAGAGAAAAUAGCCCUGGGAGAGAAGCCUGUGGAGUAGGAAAGCUGUAGGUGGACUGUCAAGCACCUGGUCUUUGGAAUUGACCCGAAACAGAGCUCUGAGGCUUUGGUGAAUUUGCUUAAAUUUGCUGUUUCAGUUUCUUCAUCCAUAGCAAGAAGUUAAUUCCUACCUUAUAGUGUUGUCGUGAGGUUUGGAGGUAAUGUAUAUAAAGUACUUGGCACAUAGCUGGUGUCCAAUAAAUGGUAGCUAGUAAAAAUGGGUAGCUUUCCUGCAAAUAUCUCUCUUUCCCCCUUCUCCAGGAACAUUGUUUUCAGUAUCUUGUAUCUAGUGGCCUCCAGCCUCUGAAUUAUUUCAUGUGAGUUAAUCAAACCCUUAGGAUUUUUUCUUCAACCCCUCCCCACUCCCCCUGAUGCCUUCCAGCUGGACACAAACUCAUUCCUAAAAUAUGCAGAUGGAAGCUGUGGUAACCAUGGAGACAGGGCAGGUGGUGAGGAGAAGGCAGAGACAGACAGUGUGAGAAAAGGACUGCUACAGACAGGGAGAAAGAAGACUUUAAGAAGCGACUCAGAGACCUUCAAGUAAGAUGGAAAAAUAAUGAGUCUAAGAAAGACUGAGAGUAAAGAGAUGCAAUGAGAGAGGAUGUGUUACAAGGUUCACUCUUCUCUGCCCCUUUUCUAUUUCUCUUCUCCCCCAAUCCCUCCAAGAAUAUGAGGAGGCACCUGAGGAUGCCCCUCGCCAUAUCUAAAAAUGACCCCAAACACCCAGCCUCCUCAUACUUAUCUAAGGUCUGUACAGGGAGCUGAGGUCCAAGUUUAUCUGUGCUCCAUGUUCCAUUUUUGGGAGGUGGAAUGAAGAUCUAUCGCUGUGUCUGACUCCAGUUCCCCCUGACAUUUAAACUAGGAGAAGGCAGCCAGAGCUCUUGCCUCUCUCAGCACAGUAAGGACUCUGGCUGUGGACCCCCAUCGCCUCUCUCUACCUUUCUGCACAGUGUGCCAUGUGCCUUGUGUGGCAGAUCAGGUCUGGUGCACAGGCGCACAUCAAUACACCAAGCUCCGAGAAUAGGGAUCUGCUGAAGCUCAACGAAGAAUUGGGAUGGUCCCCAGUCUAGGUCGCGGAGGAGACUCCCAAGGAACACUUAGGUUUGUUGUGGCUGAGGGGAGGUCGUCUAAGCAGGGGAAGUCAGGAUUGGAGCCUCUAGCUUUUGAGGGUUUAUAUGUGCCUGGGUGGGGUAACGGUUUGGUGCCCGACGCCCCCACCCGCAGAGACUGGGAUAUAAAUAGCGAGGCAGAGCUCCGCCCCCCCCCCCCCCCAGCUUCUCUCCUCCGGAGCCGGCGCUGUGCCCGGGGCGCACUGGGAGGAGGGACCAGGCUUCUGUGCCCGGGCGCAGAUACUGACACCAAGGGAAUCCGGGUCCACCCCCCACCACCACCACGCCAUGUGGGACCCCUGGAACCAAGCUCCGCCACCCCAGCUGCCCCGUGGCCCUGGCCUCAGUCUUGGCCCGGUGGAGAUUCUGCGGACAUACAGGUCCCAAACGCAAGCUGCCUCCCUCCCCCCAUUCAAUUUAUGGGGCUGUGGCAACCUAAAAGAGGGAUUGGCUUCGCCACUGAGCCCUCAGGCCUCUGCCAGCCAUCACCCACACGCCCUUAGCUAUCCUCGGCAGGUCCCAGUCCCGGCUCCAUCGGUGCUUUCGCCCCAGCGGCAGCUAUGCUGCAUACCGAGGGCCACGCUCUUCUUCGGGCCGUGGGUCAGGGUAAGCUACGAUUGGCCCGUUUGCUUCUGGAGGGGGGCGCCUAUGUGAAUGAGGGUGAUGCCCAAGGGGAGACUGCGCUAAUGGCGGCCUGUCGGGCCCGCUACGACGACCCCCAGAACAAGGCGCGCAUGGUACGCUACCUUCUGGAGCAAGGCGCGGACCCCAACAUCGCAGAUCGCCUAGGGCGCACCGCGCUCAUGCACGCUUGUGCCGGCGGUGGGGGCGCCGCGGUGGCCUCUCUGCUCCUUGCCCACGGCGCAGACCCCUCAGUUCGAGAUCACGCUGGCGCCUCGGCGCUUGUCCAUGCCCUGGACCGCGGGGAUCGCGAAACCCUUGCCACGCUGCUGGACGCCUGUAAGGCCAAGGGCACAGAGGUCAUCAUCAUCACCACCGACACCUCGCCUUCAGGCACCAAGAAGACCCGACAGUAUCUCAAUUCCCCACCGUCCCCGGGGGUGGAGGACCCGGCUCCCGCUCCUCCUAGCCCGGGGAUCUGCACGUCGCCUUCGGAAAUCCAACUGCAGACUGCAGGAGGAGGAGCACGGGGGUUGUUGUCCCCUCGUGCCCAGGAAGAAGAGGAGAAGCGGGACGUGUUUGAAUUCCCUCUCCCUAAGCCCCCCGAUGACCCCUCCCCUUCUGAGCCACUCCCCAAACCACCACGUCAUCCUCCAAAACCACUCAAAAGGCUCAAUUCGGAGCCCUGGGGCCUAGUGGCCCCUCCUCAACCAGUCCCGCCAGCCGAGGGGAGGCCGGGGAUCGAGCGCCUGACCGCCGAAUUCAACGGUCUGACCCUGACAGGUCGACCGCGUCUUUCCAGACGUCACAGCACUGAAGGCCCAGAGGACCCGCCCCCGUGGGCGGAGAAAGUGACUGGUGGGGGUCCUCUCUCUCGCCGAAACACUGCGCCAGAAGCUCACGAGUCCGGCCCCCCUUCAGGGCUGAGGCAGAAACUGAGCCGCAUGGAGCCGGUGGAGCUCGAUACCUCCGGAAAUCUUUGUCCCGACUCGCCCGAGUGCAGCCGCCCGUCCCUGGAGCGCCGCCGAUACAGCGCCUCCCCGCUGACCCUCCCUCUAGCCGGCUCGGUUUCCUCGCCGCGCCAGUCCCAGGAGAGUCUGCCAGGGGCCGUAUCUCCACUGAGCGGGCGGAGGCGGAGUCCGGGGCUGCUGGAGCGGAGGGGCUCAGGGACGUUGCUCCUGGACCACAUCUCGCAAACAAGGCCUGGUUUCCUGCCCCCGCUCAAUGUCAGCCCUCACCCCCCCAUCCCCGACAUUCGCCCUCAAGCCGGAGGUCGGGCGCCCUCGCUACCCGCCCCUCCCCAGGCGGGGGCGCCAGGCUCUCCCAGGACCAAGCGCAAGUUGGUGAGGCGCCACUCCAUGCAGACUGAGCAGAUCCGCCUGCUAGGGGGCUUCCAGAGUCUAGGCGGGCCAGGAGAGCCUGGGCGCUGAGAAGAGUGAGAGGAGACAAGGAGGGUGGGGAUCAGGACCUUGAUGGGAAGGGUGGGAGAACCAGCUCACACACACACCACGGCCAUAGGGGUCUCUUGCGUGUGCUCAUGGGCACGGUGCACGAACACAUGGGUAGACGUGUCCACAAGCACAGUACUUGUAUUUGCAGGGAAGGGUAAGUACUAUUCUAUUUACUGGGCAUGUAGACACAUACAUUCACGCCCUGGUCACUUCACAUGCACACGGGAAUUACUUGUGUACCCACAGGCACGACACACACAGGGCCACUUGUGCUAAGGCCCUCCAAAGAGUCCCAAACUCACCUGCAUUUGUUCAGAAGCAGUAGGGAGCCCCUACAUAUGAGUAGCUUCCAAUCUUUCUGCCCUCCUGCAAAAAAACCCUUGCUUUCCAUGUAUGCCCUGCAACACAGCCCCACUCAUGAUAUUGGACACUCUACCUUCUUCCUGAAUAUCCCUCCCCCGUUCUGCCGGUCUUGCUUCUCUCUCCAGGCCUGACUCCUUGUUCACACCCUGCUUCCCUCCCUAACCACUUUUCAGGAUAUCUUCUUCACUCUCCUUGGGGGUUUCCUGCAGCAAUCCCCAGCCUCACUUCUGCUGCUGCUCUUCCAGCUCUCAGCUUUACUUCUCAACUUCCUGCUUUUUUUUCCCACCCCGUUCCCCCAACCAACACAACAGGUUGUCUCAUUUUCCCAGGGGGUGGGUCAUGGGCUCUAAGCUGCUCUUUUGUCUGUCUGAGCUUAUGAACACCCCCACAGGUAGAAGUGGGGAGUAACUCUAAAUCACUCCUCUCUCCACUUGACGUCUCAAAUAAAUGUGUUCAGAAGCCUC